AUGCAGUUGUCGACUUUUGCCUUCUUGGCUUUGGCAGGGGCGUCGCUAUGCGCGGCCCUGCCGACAGACCUCGCAAACUUCCUACUCGUGACGACGGCGCAGGCAAAUCCCGGUGCGAAUACGUCAGACUUGAAAGCUGUAUCCGCGACAUCACUAUUCGACCCGUUCAAUCAGCCCGGCCUGCUCCUGCGCCUCACAGGUCCCGGCUACAACUCUCUGCCGACUUUCACAAUUAGCUCUGGGACUCUGUCCACAGUUGCUCAGGCACCUUUUAACGGUGGUCCGAAGUUAUACAACAGCACUGUAGUUGAGGCGGGCAAGCAGUUGCAGUUCGUGGCUGCCGUACAACCGACGGGAAAUCUGGCGCUGGACGAGAACUACCUUCUGACUGUGAACGGAGAAAAGAGUGGUUGGACGAUCUGCGAUGGGGCUCUAGACACCGACGUGUUGUCUUGGAAGGGAACUGGAGAGGGUUGCGAGGCCACAUAUUUGCAUGCGGUCACAAAGGCGCCGUACUAA
Molecule: messenger RNA, 519 nt
Organism: Parastagonospora nodorum SN15
Lineage: Eukaryota; Fungi; Ascomycota; Dothideomycetes; Pleosporales; Phaeosphaeriaceae
Exons: 2
Coding region: 1-519 (172 amino acids)
Source: RefSeq, a predicted model, not a curated record